UAAAAUAAAGUUUAAUCAAAUGAAUACUUUGGCCAAUUAUCUCAAAGUUGACACACACUGACGGUUGCCUUUUUAGCAGGAAAUGAUGAUACUUGUAGUAUUUUCAAGCCACAAAGACGCCCCUUCAAAUGAGCAAUGUCGCUAGUUUGAACUACAUUUCCCAGAACCUCCUUGGUUAAACCGUUUGACACGCGACAGACGCUUCUUGUCUUUCACACCACAGUCUUCAGCUAGUAGAGUUGUUAGCUUACGCUAGGUGUUGCCUGAGGAGACAGGAUGGGUGUAUCAGAUUUAAAAUGCGACACAAAUGCUGGACCUGUGGUGGAUCUUUCAGCCCGGGGUAUGCAAAAGCUGGAUCCUAGUUUCACCUGCUCCGAGGACACUCACACUCUCAUCCUCGACCGUAACCAAAUAAUGAAACUGGACCAUCUGGAAAGGAGUCCUGGCCUUCAGCAGCUAUCUGUAGCUAGUAACCGUCUGGUGAGAAUGAUGGGCGUGUCUCGGCUAACAGAGUUGACAGUCCUUAAUCUUCCCAAUAACAGUAUUGGAUACAUCGAGGGGCUAAGAGAUCUGCCACACCUCAAAUGGCUCAACCUGUCUGGGAACAAUAUAAAGGUCAUUGAGCAAUUAAACAACUGUGUUUCCCUUCAACACCUGGAUCUGUCUGACAAUAACAUAUCUGCCAUUAGUGAUGUGACUAAACUGGUGGCCUUAAAGACUCUGUUACUCCAUGGAAACAGCGUUACAACACUUCGUACUGUGCCUGCUCACCUACCUGCCCAUUUAUCUAUUCUCUCCCUGGCAGAAAAUGAGAUAAGGGAUCUUAAUGAAGCAUCAUACCUGGCACCUCUUCAUGAACUGGAGCAGCUGUCCAUUAUGAGCAACCCUUGUGUAAUGCCAACCCCCUCAUUGCCAGGUUUUGAUUAUCGUCCAUAUGUCAUGAGUUGGUGUUUGAUUCUGAAGGUCUUGGAUGGCUAUGUGGUGUCACAGAAAGAAGGUCUCAAAGCAGAGUGGCUCUACAGUCAGGGAAAAGGACGUUCAUAUCGACCAGGUCAGCAUGUUCAGCUGGUUCAAUACCUGGCCACUGUUUGCCCUCUGUCGUCAUCACCAGCCCUGGAGACGGCAGAAGACGCCAAACUGGAGAAGAUCCUCAGUAAACAGAGGUUUCACCAAAGGCAGCUGUUAGAGGAGAACCACGGAGGCUGCCCCAGCCCUCCUCGUCCAACUCAGCUAGAUGUGGAAAGUCACAGUCCUUCACAUCCAGUCCCACACGGUGGAGCCAGAGAGGUGAAGCAAAUCAAUGCACCUGCACCAGCAGCUGCUCCAUCAGUCCGGGAGACUGAGCCAGUCGUGCAGUUUAACACCUGGAUGAGCUGUGAUUCUUCCCACCCAUCAUUGCCGGUAGUUCGCAGCCCAAGUGUCAGAGACGAGCACAUCUACUUGGAGGAUGUGCAGACAGAUGAGGAGAAAUUCAAUGGCAGCAUGCUAUCCUCCGAGUCCACCUUUCUCCCCUUCAGAUCUGAUCUGGAGCCACAAACGAUACACUCUGACAGCGAGGACGAGACAGAGACAUUUGAACUAGAUUCCCUUGCUCCGAAGCACCCAGCACAGCCCAAAAAGCACAACACAAACGAGACACAUCAUUCACCCCCAGUGAAUAAGCAAGAGGGAGGUCUUGAAGAGGAAGUUAUUUCUGGUGCAGCUGGAUCACUGGAGGUCAGAGUUAGCACACCACAAAGUGAUCUGGAAACAUCAUCUGACUUUGGUAAAGCAGAGACAAAAGAAGCCCCCAAAAAGGAAGAAGUUGGUAUGUGUGCCAGUAAAACAAAUGUGAUGGAAGCAGACAGGGCGGCGGUUAAAAUACAGUCAUGGUGGAGGGGAGCGCACACUCGGUGUUGUCACCCUGUGGCCAGAGAGGUGCGCUGUGAAAUCCGCCUGCGCAGGAUGCAAGACCACAUCCUCUCCCUGUCUGGAAAGUUAGACAGGGUGCAGCAGCAGUAUGAAGAAGAGAGGUUACAAAGGCUGGUUCAGGAGGAAGCUGUAAAGUUUCUGUGGAAACAGCUCCAGUCCAUGCAGCAGUGGAAGCAGUCUGUGGAGCAGCAGCUGGCUAAUGUUAGUCAGGCCAUCACCCCAGCUCAGAUCUCAGCUCCUGGACUAUGUGUGCCCGUCCCGCCUGUUUCAUCCAACACAACGAUCCCACCCGGCACAGACACCUCGUUGCCAGACGCCUCGUUGCCAGACUCCGGCUUCCAGUCAACAAGUGAUCAGGCAGCGCAGGAGGACAGCUUCCUGAGCAGUGGGACAGCAGACUCUCUGAAGACGGUGCGAGCACUGAGCCCUGUUCGAGGUGGCUUUGCUGGUGUCAGCGAUGGUGUGGACAGCGCAGACUGCAGCCUGUUGGAGCAGUACCUCUCGUCUGUACAGCAGAGGGAGGAGGAGGCUGAGGAGGUGAUCAGUGAUAGAACAGAAACACCACAGCACUCCUCACCAGUAUCACCCAGCAAAACAGCACAGCCCGACUCCCCCCUGCAGAAGGCAGCAGACAAGCAAUCAGAAGUGCAAAGUACGAAGGAAACUGUCUGAGUCCACACCCAACAGACACCUGUACAGAACUACUGAGUGUGUGUGAAUUGGCAGUGACUGCAGGAUCGAUGCUCCCUCUUGAGACUUUGUCUGAAAACAGCACUCACGCAGUGCACUUAGUUUCCUUUAUUUAUCAAGAUUGAUUGAGAGGCUUACUUACUCACUUACUGUGAUUGUAAAUAAAAAAAAUGAUAUGGAUAUGUUCUGUUAUGUAACCUCUCUGUGUAAAGACAAUUAUUGUGAUGUAGCUUCAGAACAUUAGUAGCUUGAAAGCAAUCAUUGUAUGACGAAACACAGCGAGUAGGUUGCUACCUCUUCUGAUUAAAAGACCAGGGAUGGUAUAUCCUGUUUUCUUUACCAAUAUCCGCUGUAUUAAAUACAUGUGACAAUUAAUCAGAUUAGGAGUUGUAGAACAUAAUGCACUUGUAACCACAGAUAUAUACUAUACAUGAAACAACAACCACACUAUCUAUUAUCACAUACACUAGCUGUUUUUAUCGACUUUAGAUCACAUCUCCUGAAAACAUUGUAGCUUCUUUAUCUUAACAAAUGUAAAUAAAUUAUUUUCCAA
Molecule: messenger RNA, 3154 nt
Organism: Cottoperca gobio
Lineage: Eukaryota; Metazoa; Chordata; Actinopteri; Perciformes; Bovichtidae
Gene: cep97
Product: centrosomal protein 97
Exons: 12
Coding region: 277-2583 (768 amino acids)
Biological process (GO): negative regulation of cilium assembly
Cellular component (GO): centrosome
Molecular function (GO): protein binding
Source: RefSeq, a predicted model, not a curated record